AUGCCUGAAGCUUCUUCCCAGCCUACCUCUGCUGCCACCACCGCUGCUCCCGCGGCCGGCACUCCCGUCAACGUCUUUGGCGAGAACAGAGGCAUCAAGUUCAACAUCAAGGCCGGCACCAGCACCUGGUCUUGCACCCUCCAGGACCGCAGUCACUAUGAGCGCACCAAGGCUACCCGUACCAACUCUACCGACUCUUCCGCCUCGUCCGCUUCUGACCGGUCCCUCUGA
Cordyceps militaris CM01 is the source of this 231-nucleotide messenger RNA. RefSeq lists its product as uncharacterized. The transcript is spliced from 2 exons. The record is from RefSeq and is a predicted model, not a curated record. Lineage: Eukaryota; Fungi; Ascomycota; Sordariomycetes; Hypocreales; Cordycipitaceae. The coding region runs from base 1 to 231 and encodes 76 amino acids.